GUGUUAGUUCUGUUGCGCUCGCGGUCGAAGUUUGGUUACAUAACUUAACGCCGCGCGUCGUUGUGUAUAUAUACAUAGAGUAAACACGAACAAGUUUGUGAUUGUUAUGGUGCUGAGGUGAGAAAGCUGAGCAUCCUGGCCGCUCACAUGGCCCUGGGGCUGUGUUCCGGGAGCUCCGGGGCCCCCUCUGAUGCCUCGUCAUCCCCCGGAGUCGUGGCACCCGCUCCCUUGCUUCCUAGUCCUUUGUUCGCACUACCCACCCUGAAUUUCUCGGUAGGCCAAGUAGCUGCAGUUUGCGAAACCCUGGAAGAAUCAGGAGAUAUCGAACGCCUAGCUAGAUUCCUCUGGUCACUACCUGUAGCUCAUCCAAACGUCGCGGAGUUAAACAAAAGCGAAGCAGUACUCAGAGCCAGAGCGAUUGUCUCUUUCCACAGCGGAAACUUCCGAGAGUUAUACACCAUCCUGGAAUCGCACAAGUUCACCAAAGGUUCCCAUGGAAAACUGCAGGCUAUGUGGCUGGAAGCGCACUACCAGGAGGCCGAGAAGUUACGGGGGAGAGCGUUGGGACCGGUCGAUAAGUACAGGGUGCGUAAAAAGUUUCCGUUGCCGAGGACUAUAUGGGACGGUGAGCAGAAGACGCACUGUUUCAAGGAGAGGACCAGGUCGUUGUUGAGGGAGUGGUAUCUGCAGGAUCCGUACCCGAACCCGACGAAAAAACGGGAGUUGGCGCAGGCGACUGGAUUGACGCCCACGCAGGUUGGGAAUUGGUUCAAGAACAGGAGGCAGAGGGAUAGGGCGGCUGCAGCUAAGAAUAGAAUGCAACAGCAGCAGCUAGCGGCUCAACUGGCUCACCACGGUGGAGACAGGAGGCCACCCUUGAGUCCAGUCCCGUCGGACAGCGAUUCUGACAUUUCUUUGGGCGCCCAUUCGCCAGUAGGCUCACCCACGCCACUCCGAUUGGGACCUCAGAGUCCCAAUCCGAUGACGUCGUUCAGGUUUGGGCCUCAUAGUCCCGGACCUAUGCCUCCGCAGUUUAGGUUUGGGGGAGCGCAUACUCCUCCAAAUUAUAAACUGGAUAGACAAUCCAGUACACCACCUAGUUAUCGUCUGGAUAGAGGUAGCUCAAAACUUGAUGACUCUCCUCCAGGGGGAGCAGGUCAUUACUCCGACGUAGUCAAUUUAAGAUUAGGAGGAGGCGAUGAGAGUCCUAUUGACGUCGAUUCCAACGAUUAUGAGGUUAGGGAUAAACUAAGUGGCAACAGUCCCAUCCGGUUGGACCGCACUCCUCCACAAACAACCCUCCGACCUUCACCUCCGAUGAACCUCAGCGGAGUCUUGCGACCGUGUCCCCCACCUCCGGAACUGUCCAAAAUCGAAGCCCCUUUAGCACUACGUCCCCCCUUAACGACCCCCCUGCAAGUCCAGGUAGCUUCGCAGCAGUCCCGGAUGAUGGCGAAUCCAUCGCCUCACACUCACCUACUGGGACCCCACGGGGGGAUAGUCCGGAUAGCCCCCCCGAGUCCUCAAGGUGGGGGGCCUGUGCUGCACAGGCCUUAUUCGCCGUCCAGGCUAACGUGAUACGGGGGGACAAAUACUAAAGAGAUUUUCGUGUGAAUAGUUUAUUUAAUAGAACUGAGAAAAUUUUGGGGGGAAGACAGAUAAUUGUUGCAAUAUGUUUUUUAGGUUAUGUUUGAGUACGGUUUUCGUGUACAGUUCUCGCGCUUGGAUAAUGCAUAAUACAGGGUGUCCCAGAAAUAAGUGCAAGUAUUUUAGGGGGUGGUAGAUCUGGAUUUAAGAAAC
Molecule: messenger RNA, 1800 nt
Organism: Sitophilus oryzae (rice weevil)
Lineage: Eukaryota; Metazoa; Arthropoda; Insecta; Coleoptera; Curculionidae
Gene: Six3
Product: homeobox protein SIX3
Exons: 4
Coding region: 148-1578 (476 amino acids)
Biological process (GO): regulation of transcription by RNA polymerase II
Cellular component (GO): nucleus; transcription regulator complex
Molecular function (GO): RNA polymerase II cis-regulatory region sequence-specific DNA binding; DNA-binding transcription factor activity, RNA polymerase II-specific
Source: RefSeq, a predicted model, not a curated record